AUGCUCAAAAUGACAUAAUCCCCCCUCAAAUUCCCCUCUCCCUCUCCACUCUCAUAUGACCGAGAGUAUCCCAGGACAGAUUUUGAAUCCUAUGUUCCCUUUUUACCUGAAAGUACACUUUUGCACCAUAUAUUUAUAUAUCUAGAACAACUGCAAAACCCAUCUCUGUCUCUCUCUGAAUUUAUCUGAUUUGAUUUGUACUCCCAUCCUCCACAAUUCUCCUGCCUCCUCCAACAAACCAAAAUCUCCAGAAGACAACCCAAAACCCUAAUUCUCUCUCUCUCUACCCCUGUGAAUUUGCUGGGACCAUCUUCCCCCACCCCCACCCCCCCCCCCUUCCUUGGGGCCAUGCAAUCGCGCCUUGACCUCAGACGCCGCCCAGAAGGCCAGUCAAGAGAGGCCGCGGCCGCCGGCGGCACCGCCAUUCUAGGGUUUUGGAUCCGAUCGUGAGUCAAGCUCGGUCAGGAAAGCGGUGCGCUUGUCUUUUGACGCGAAAUGCUCCGUGAUCGGACCGCGCUCGGUCAGGUGCGGCGAGUGAGGUUCCUCCUGUGAAGAAAUUCUCGACGCUUGUCCGGCGCAAUGUCGGACGACAUGCUGUUGCACCUCUCUUCCAACUCGUCCAACCAAUCGGACCAGUCCACCAAGUUCGCGAAGCUCGAGGCUCGCUUGGUCGGCAAGGCCUCCUCGGCCGUCACUUCGGGCUUGCCCCAGCAGCAGCAGCAGCAGCAGCAGCAGCCGGCGCAAGCUCGGUCCUCGGUUUCUUCGGCUUCGAAAUUCGCGAGCGAUUUGGCCGGGCAGUCGAGUUCCAGCGACUCCGACGACGAUAUUGCAGGGGAGUUUCUUAUACAAGCUAACACUCAGAAGCGGCAAAAGGUUCAUGCGGAUGAUAGUUUAACUUUUUCAGAACCUGUUGAGGCAGUUGAUGGUUUGGCAAAGAUAGCGGAAACCCUGGAAACAAAGGUUAAUUUUGAUGUCAGUCGGAAAAAACAUGGUCGUGGUAGGUCACAAUCUGGAAGGGGCCGUGGGUCCAGAGCUAAUGAUCAAACGAGAUCACAAAUCUCUGCAUCAACGAUUUCACCACUUAAUGGACAGCUUGAGAACUCGUAUCAUAAGGAUACUAGGCCAAAAGAGCAAUUACAAAAUGACGGUCACUACUCUUCAGAGCAGGAGGAGGUUUUGUCUUUACGAGCAAAGGUGGCAGCAUUGGAGGAGGAUUUACGUAAAUCACGAAAAGAGUCAUCUGAAAAUCAGAACCUCUGUCGCCAAUUAGAAAAGGAACUAAAGGACCUUAAAGACCAUGAGCAACAAAUGAAGCCAAAGAGAACUAAAAUAAUAGCUGACCUGUUGAUAUCUGUUUCAAAAGCUGAACGACAAGAAGCAAGACUAAAAGUACGGCAGGAUUCUUUGAGACUUGGCAAUGUUGGUGUAACAAGAGCUGGAACUCUUAUAUCUGAAACGUGGGAGGAUGGACAAGCAUUGAAAGAUUUGAAUGCUCAUCUUAAACAACUAUUGGAAACUAGGGAAGCCAUCGAGCGGCAGCGAAAAUCCUUAAAGAAAAAACAAGCUGACAAAGGUGAUGGACCCGAUGGUGAAAAUGGAGUUCCAGAAGAAGAUUUUCUUCUGCAGGAUGAGAUAUAUAAAUCUCGUCUAGCCAGCAUUAAACGAGAGGAAGAAACUGUCCUACGUGAGAGAGAUCGGUAUGAAUUUGAGAAGGGAAGGCUCAUAAGAGAAAUGAAACGCAUUAGAGAUGAGGAUGGUUCUCGUUUUAAUAGUUUUCAGAUCCUCAAUCAUCGAUAUGCCCUUUUGAACCUUCUUGGCAAAGGUGGAUUCAGUGAGGUUUACAAGCAGGCAUAUGAUUUGGUAGACCAUAAGUAUGUUGCAUGCAAGCUGCACGGGCUGAAUGCUCAGUGGAGUGAAGAAAAGAAACAAAGUUAUAUACGUCAUGCAAUCCGCGAAUAUAAUAUUCACAAAACCCUGGUGCAUCACCAUAUUGUUCGGCUUUGGGAUAUUUUCGAGAUUGACCACAAUACAUUUUGCACUGUGUUGGAAUAUUGUAGCGGUAAAGAUCUUGAUGCUGUCCUGAAAGCAACGCCGCUAUUGCCUGAGAAAGAAGCUAGAAUCAUCAUAGUGCAAAUAUUUCAAGGUCUUGUUUAUUUGAAUAGGAGAGCACAGAAGAUCAUCCAUUAUGAUCUGAAGCCUGGAAAUGUUCUCUUUGAUGAAUUUGGUGUUGCAAAAGUGACUGAUUUUGGUCUCAGUAAGAUAGUUGAAGAUGAUGUGGGAUCUCAGGGGAUGGAACUUACAUCCCAGGGAGCUGGGACUUAUUGGUACUUGCCUCCGGAAUGCUUUGAGCUGAGCAAGACACCCUUAAUAUCAUCGAAGGUUGAUGUAUGGUCAGCCGGUGUUCUAUUUUACCAGAUGCUCUUUGGGAGACGUCCUUUUGGGCAUGACCAGACCCAGGAAAGAAUCCUGCGUGAAGAUACGAUCAUUAAAGCUCGAAAGGUUGAAUUCCCUUCAAGACCUGCUGUCUCAAAUGAGGCAAAGGAAUUGAUUCGUCGCUGUCUAACAUAUGAUCAGGCAGAGAGACCGGAUGUCCUGACGAUUGCUCAAGAUCCGUAUCUCACAUACACAAAGAAAUAGUGUUAAUACAGACACAGGUAAAGGCGCCUGUAGUGUAGAGGGCAAAAGCAAUUUUUUUUGGCUGAAAACAGUGAAAUGAGUUUUUAUACCAAAAUGGAAUUUUGUAUAGGUUGUAAAGGUCUGGUAAUUCCCUUUCUGUUGUUGCUUAUUUACCCAAAAACCCAAAGUACUUCCUUUUUUUGCAA
Molecule: messenger RNA, 2822 nt
Organism: Syzygium oleosum
Lineage: Eukaryota; Viridiplantae; Streptophyta; Magnoliopsida; Myrtales; Myrtaceae
Product: serine/threonine-protein kinase TOUSLED
Exons: 16
Coding region: 580-2637 (685 amino acids)
Biological process (GO): intracellular signal transduction; chromosome segregation; peptidyl-serine phosphorylation
Cellular component (GO): nucleus
Molecular function (GO): protein serine/threonine kinase activity; ATP binding
Source: RefSeq, a predicted model, not a curated record